UUUCCCAUGGAGACAGAGACAGAGACAGAGAGAACAAACACAAGUAAAAAUAACCAAAUAACUAAUGUAUGAUUUAGUCUUGAGCGAACCUUGAUAAUUCAGUCAUCCUCAGUUAGAAACAAACUCAAAUCGACAUAUGCUGACAUGAGAAAGAAAACGAGCCACCCACUACUACCAACAAAAGCUUAUAUAACUCACAACCCACCAUUUUGCUCUCUCAUUCAUUGACAAAAUAUCUCUUGAACCAACAUAUCUGCCAUGGAAGAAGAACAUGAAGAAGCCCCAAAGCAGCAAAAGGAAAAUGGGGUCUCAGUCUCAGCCAACAAACAAAGCAAGUUGAAGACCAAAUGCAAGUUCGUUGGGGUGAGACAGAGGCCAUCAGGGAAGUGGGUGGCAGAGAUCAAGGACACAACAAAGAAGAUAAGAAUGUGGCUGGGAACCUUUGAGACUGCUGAGGAAGCUGCUCGAGCUUAUGAUGAAGCUGCUUAUCUUCUUCGUGGCUCCAACACCCGAACCAACUUCUCCACUCACGUCCCUUCCAAUUCUCCACUCUCUUUGAAAAUCAGAAACCUCCUCAACCACAAGAAAAGUUUGAAUUUGAAGCAAAAACAAAGCCCUCCACCAACCCCCAACAGCAGCUUAAAAUCCACCCCUAUAGCUGCUACAACUACUAGAAUUAGUUCUAGCUCUAGCAUUUGUAGCGGCAAUAUUCAAGCGUUUAGUGACACUUCAUCAGCCAACUGCAAUGCUAAUUCUAGUUCUCCUCUGCCUUGCUACAAAAGCCAGGACAUUCAAGCGUUUGAUGAUGCAUAUAGACCAGACCUUAGCAACUGCAUUGGGGAGCUUCAACCGGCUAUGUUUCAUUUGGAUCAGUCAUGGCCGUUCCUAGCUGGGUUUGAUCAGCUUCCACUAACCCAUGAAGGGAUGGACUUAACAAAAGGCAUUGGUAAUGUUGCAGCAGCAGAGGCAGAGGUGGCGGAGUUUGAGCGCUUAAAGGUAGAGAGGCAGAUAUCAGCUUCGAUUUAUGCAAUGAAUGGAGGGAAUGAGUAUGUGGACAAUGAGUACGAUGGAAGUGAUGCUUUAUGGGAUCUUCCUACUCUCUCGCAGUUGUUCUGCCUUGGCUGAUGUGAUGUGAUGAUGGUUGGCUGGCUGCUAAUCUUUUCCUCUCUUUUCUCUGAGUUUUAUAGUUUUGAAUGAGUCAGUCUCUUGAGAGAAAUCAUGUUUAGAGCAAGGCUCUUCAAAGCAUGAAAAUUCUAGGAACCUGUAUGUUAUUAAUAGUUUGUAAUAUAAUUAUCUGCUAUUGCGGAUUUGUUUCAGCCUGUAUGAUUAACAAUUGAUUUGAUAUUAGUGGUUCAAAAAUGAAGAAAACCAUUCUCAAAA
Molecule: messenger RNA, 1380 nt
Organism: Prunus persica (peach)
Lineage: Eukaryota; Viridiplantae; Streptophyta; Magnoliopsida; Rosales; Rosaceae
Product: ethylene-responsive transcription factor RAP2-11
Exons: 1
Coding region: 259-1125 (288 amino acids)
Biological process (GO): regulation of DNA-templated transcription
Molecular function (GO): DNA binding; DNA-binding transcription factor activity
Source: RefSeq, a predicted model, not a curated record